Puntigrus tetrazona (Sumatra barb) is the source of this 848-nucleotide messenger RNA. RefSeq lists its product as uncharacterized. The transcript is spliced from 5 exons. The record is from RefSeq and is a predicted model, not a curated record. The coding region runs from base 24 to 785 and encodes 253 amino acids. Lineage: Eukaryota; Metazoa; Chordata; Actinopteri; Cypriniformes; Cyprinidae.
CGAUCAGCGGUCAGAUCUCAUUCAUGAGCAUCAUCAUGUCUGUGUCUGUUCUGCUCUCAGCUCUGCUGCUGCUGGUCUCCACAGCCUCAGCUUCACACUACUAUGGAGGAACAAUGUCCUUCGACCCACGAAAGAAUCCUGAUGGAUCCUAUAGGGUGGAUAUCCGCUUCAAGGAGGCCUAUCAUAGCUGUGAUAUAGGUGAUUACUGGUAUUGCGGGUCUGGAAAUUGUGGCAGUAAAAGCACUUAUGUGAGCGGUCAUGUGGACGACAGUCCUAACGGUGGUAGCUGGUGCCAGACUGAGGGAGUGAUGAAAAGAUCCGUCUCCAACAACAGCCCAUUUCAGCUAUACAAAAGUAGCUGCUGCUGGAUCUUUAACACAAUCACAACUAGUGGAAACUGGAGACUUCUCACACAUAUUGACCUUGGAGAAAGAUCUGACACCUCUAAACCCAACAGAUCUCCAGUCGUCACCACACUUCCCAUUGUUAGAGUUCCUCAAAACUGCGCCAGGGACUACAAUCUUUUGUCCUGUGAUCCAGAUCAUGACCAGGUCAGGUGUAGAUAUGGAGUUUUCUCUGCAAAUGAGUGUGGAAUGUGCAACCAACAUGCUGGAUUCAGUUUGGACCAGAGCACCUGUACUCUGUCAUACUCUGCCAACACUACUCGUGGUGUUUAUGCAUUUGAGCUGGUCAUGGAGGACUAUCCCACCCAGAACAUAACUCUUUUAUUCAUCUGCAUUCUUACAAUUGUUCUGUAUUUCUUCAAGGUCCAAGAGCACAAGUGACCUGCACUAGGGACACAAUGUCUGUGUCAAUAGAAAGAGCCACUAUUUCAGGAAUUCAUGGAG